UUCAAACUUUGAUGUGUUGGAACUUCAAUUGCAAAGUCAAAAUUGAAAACCCUAAAAACCAAAUUUCCCCAAAUCGGAAUGGAAUUCAGUGCCCUAACCUACAUCUAACUUUUCAGACUAUCCACUCCACUCACGACGGUUCCUCCGUCCAUCGUCCUCAUUCGCCGGCGGCCAAGCCACCGUGUCCUUUCACCUUCGACAGGGAGAAAAAACGAGAGAGAAAAACUGGGGAAGCGAAAGAAAGCGAGAGGGAGAGUGGGAGGAGGAGGGAUGGAGAGUCCCGGGUCAGCUGCGGUGGACUGCGUCGUCGGAUCCAUUGUGUGGGUCCGACGACGGAACGGGUCGUGGUGGCCGGGGCAAAUACUUGACUCCGAUGACCAUUCUACUUCUCAUCUCACCUCACCUCGAUCAGGAACUCCCGUUAAGCUUCUCGGCAGGGAAGAUGCAAGCGUAGAUUGGUACAAUUUGGAGAAAUCCAAGCGUGUGAAGCCAUUCCGAUGUGGUGAAUUUGAUGCAUGUAUUGAAAGGGCGGAGUCAGCACAUGGUAUGCCAUUAAAAAAGAGAGAGAAAUAUGCACGUAGAGAAGAUGCUAUCCUCCAUGCUCUUGAACUUGAGAAGCAAAUGUUGAAGAAGCAAGAAAAAUCAGGAGUGGUGCAAAUGGGUCCAGUGUUCCGAGCAAAGAGGAGCAGAUGCAUGUAUUUGCCAGCUGAGUCUAGUGAUUCUCUUGAUUACAAGGAGACUCUAACCAAUUUUCCAGGAUCAUCUUCCCAACCUGCAGGAGAGAAUCCUUAUUCCAGUUCUUUGGCUGAAGAGAGUGAAUCUGCUUUUAUGGAUGAUGUUGAAUCUGAUUCUUCGGAAACUGAGUCUACAAAUUUGGAUUCGGAUUCUUCUGAGACAGAGCUGGACAGGGAUGAAGAAACGAUUAUACUUUCAGAAACUGUUGGCGAUCCUGAAGAACAAGAAAGUACUAGCAGUGAGGAGCCUGAUGAGUUGGCAAUUUCUGGUGACAUGCCUCACCUCUAUCGUCGUGAACCUAUAACAUGCAAUGAAGCUGUAUCCAAAUGGCAAUUAAAAGGAAAAAGGAACAAUCGCAAUCUUGUAAAAAGAUCUGGUGUUGUUUCUAAUAGGAAAGAUGGUGUUUUACAUGGAGCAGAUGUAGAAGGGCAAAGAAACCAUUUAAACAUGAGAUCAGGGUCUAGUUUGCAUUACUACAGAAAUGAUUACAGUGAUGUCCUUGAUGAACAUGAUCAGAUGUUCGGAUUGGAAGAUGAAUACUCUCCGACUCCUAGAGCAGUAGCGAAAAAAACUCAUCAUGAUGUUGAUUGGGAUGAAUGUGCUUGGGAGGAUGAGCCUGCUUCGAGAGGAUAUUGGGAUAUUAAAGGGUUUGCUCCAUUAUAUAGUGAUAGUUAUAAUUCUCAUGGGCGGAAUGGGCCAAUGCUCGUAGAUGUAGAUUUGAAGGUUCAAGCAAAUGCAAGUUACCGAAAAAAUUCUGUCUCCUUUAUUUCUAUCACUAGUGAAUUGGAUGGGAAGUCAAUAAUAGGGCACCCAAUCCAAAUUGAAACCCUCAAGGAUGGUUCAUCUGAUAACCUGUUUUCUGCUAUUGAUGACUACAGUAAUGAUGGAUUUGGCUUUGAGGGAAGUGCGGUGCUUCCACCAGCUUGGAGGACUGCGAGGAGAACAGCAAAUGUUCGCGUUCCUCGUCCGCAUAUACUUGGUGCUGAAACUGUGGCAGAUUUCUCCUUAGAUCAAGAAAGAAAUACUGAAUACAAGAAAUUGAAUGGUGGAAGUUUCAGUCAUAAUAAGGCAAGCCUUCCGAGGAAAAGUGGCCAUAACAGUGUUGGACCUUCAAUCAACAACAAGUCCUUCAAAAAGACGCCGAAGAAAGUGAGCUUGUCAUCUAGUCAGAAAACUAGAACUCUCUCCUCAUUAUCUGCUGAACAUCAUAGUAAAAAGCCAUCACUUGGUAGAAGUUUUCAUCAAACAGAAAGGUUGACUAAACCAGAGGUCUCUGGGCUCACCACUGUAGCUUGCAUACCAGUUAAAUUAGUAUUUAGUAGAUUACUUGAGAAGAUUAAUAGGCCACCUCUAAGAGCAGCUAAUAACGCAGCUUUGUUGAAUACUGCUAUGGAGAGAAACUCAUAGGUUACCUGUACAUUGUUAAAUGAGAACAAUAAUCUUACAGUGGCACAACAAUUUUUUGGAUAUUUAUUGUUUCCAAAGAAAGAGAAGUCUUAAUUCUUUGUUUGUAUUCUAAGGAUGAAUGUCAAAUAUUAACCCAAAUUCAUUGUGUAACUAGAUAAAUGGAUGGUACAUGAAGCCAUUUUGCC
Molecule: messenger RNA, 2327 nt
Organism: Lotus japonicus
Lineage: Eukaryota; Viridiplantae; Streptophyta; Magnoliopsida; Fabales; Fabaceae
Exons: 4
Coding region: 271-2142 (623 amino acids)
Source: RefSeq, a predicted model, not a curated record